AGGGGGCUGAAUGUAAUGGACAGGCUUAAUUAAUAACCACCGACUAGCUCUCCCUGACCCUAGCUGCUCACACAUGUUCUCACUGCGUCCAAACACAGAUAUAGGGAUACUCACUGAUGGUGCUGUCACCGUGGAGAUAAAAAAAAUUAAACACAUUUUCAACAAAACUCGGAUUGUAACAGCUUAAAGGAAAACAGAAGUAUAGCAAAAGCAGGCCCUCCUGACCCACUUAUAGGCUCUGAAUGAAUGAGUGGGUGGGCCCCGACAUCAAUGUGGUGGGACAACUGCAGCUCCCGCCCAGUGAUGACUUCUCUCUGUCUGAGAACGCGCACCUCUUUGAUAUUUUGGUGGACCAAGCCAGCCCUCUCCUGCAAGACUCUGACAUGUUGCCGUUCAGCAGCUGCCCAAGCAUGCAGUAUCCAUCCAUGGAGCCCCACAUGUCCUCUGCCCCCUCACCAUACUACUCCAACCACAACUACUACCCCCAGUACAACGGGGACGACUGGUACACACACAGCACGGGGAUAUACGAGCUGAGAAAAGGCCCUUUGGAGGUGGGCUAUGAGGCGGAGAUGGAGGAGGUCUCUGCUGCUGUGCCUGUAGUGUGCAAGAGGACCAGGCACAUGCAAGCAGGCCGUGUUAAAGGGGAGGAGCUGUGUGUGGUGUGUGGAGACAAGGCGUCAGGAUACCACUAUAAUGCUCUGACAUGUGAGGGCUGCAAAGGUUUCUUUCGCCGGAGCAUCACAAAGAACGCUGUGUACAAAUGUAAAAGCGGAGGUAACUGUGAAAUGGACAUGUACAUGAGACGGAAAUGCCAAGAAUGUCGACUCCGGAAGUGCAAAGAGAUGGGCAUGCUGGCAGAAUGCCUCCUCACUGAAAUCCAGUGCAAAUCCAAAAGGCUACGGAAAAACACAAAGUCGUCACCAGGCACAGGAUCGAUGGGAGAAGAGACGGAGGGGGGCGAGCAAACAGACAGUAAACAGGUCACCUCCACCACCAAACUGCUCAAGGACAAAGUUGAGAUCACCAAAGAACAACAAGUACUUAUGCAAGCCAUUUUAAAGGCUUAUGAAAGACAUCAAAUACCCCAGGAUGUCGCCAAGAGACUGCUUCAUGACCAGUACAGUGCAGAGGAAAACUUUCUCCUCCUGACAGAGAUGGCCACAAGUCAGGUCCAAGUUCUCGUUGAGUUUACAAAAAACAUCCCAGGUUUUCUGUCGUUGGAUCAUGAGGAUCAGAUAGCUCUGUUGAAGGGCUCAGCUGUGGAAGCCAUGUUUCUGCGCUCGGCCCAGGUCUUCAAUCGGAAGACACCUGCUGGCCACACAGAGGUACUGGAGGAGCGCAUUCGCAAGAGUGGUAUAUCAGAGGAGUUCAUCAAACCAAUGUUCAACUUUUACAAAAGUAUAGGAGAACUGCUCAUGUCUCCAGAGGAACAGGCACUCCUCACGGCUGUAACUAUCUUAACACCAGACAGGCCGUACGUGAAGGACCACGCAGCGGUGGAGAGGUUGCAGGAGCCCAUGUUGGAGGUGCUAAAGAAGCUGUGCACCCUUCAUCAUCCUCACGAGCCCCAGUACUUUGCACGUUUACUGGGACGCCUCACAGAGCUCCGUAGCCUCAACCACUACCACGCAGAGAUCAUUACGUCCUGGAGAGUGAAUGAUCACAAGUUUACACCCCUGCUCUGUGAGAUCUGGGAUGUGCAGUGACUUUCCAAAGCCCCAUUCACACAUGCAGCCUGACCCAGGCAAUGACCUGUAUUUUUCCAGAACAGUGUCAUAAGUGAACAGAAUGGAUUUCCCUGCAUUUUUGACCCAACAAUUCCCCGUAAAUUACCAGUAAUAUGCAGGGAAGGUUUAUGUGUGAAUAAAGCCAGAAAAUUGCCAGUACUUCUGCUUGGUUUCCUUGGUUACAAACGUGGUUUCCUUGGUUACAAGUUUGGUUUUCUACUUACUCUGCGUGGUUAUGUUACGUUUUCAUCCAGUCUAAAUGAUGCAGAAGCACGUUGCUGUGCGAGAGUGCAGAGGCAAAUGACAGGUUAAAGCAAAGGUAAAGGCCCUGUACCCGUAUUUGAGCUCAAUUUGUGCUCCACUACAUAUAUAUUGUUUAAGCAGCUCUUGAUGUCAAGUAUGUCUUAUCUGCUUCUAAUUAUAAAGCAUUUUAUUGUCAGAUAAUCAGGAAGUGCACGGUUAGCUUAUUGUCAGCAUUACAAAACUCCGCUCUGGCCUCUGAAAGUUGUGAAAAGCACUUAUAAAUUCAUCACAGUGAAUAAUUACAAUGCUCUGAAUGUAUUAAGUAAGUGAGGUUACACUUUGGACAACUGCAAAGCAUUUAAAAUGAACUAGUUCUGUUUUUCAUGUUUUUAAUGCUCCUUUCAUGUGGUCCUUGGGAACCCGGGAUUCCAAGGUGAGAUGUCAGGGUUCAGACUUAUUUACAUUCAUGUGUUUUUAUCUCAGAAUAUCUGGAUUUUGAUGUCACCAUCAAUAAAAGAGCUUAAAGAGCUAACCAGAAAGAGUUGAUGCUGCUAGCCUUCUAAACGGUUAUUUGUUUACUUUAUAUUGGUAAUUAAUUAAACUGUUCUUUCUUGUGCAGUUUUCAUUGCUCAUAAUGCUCAAUAUGAAUGACUGACAGUUAACCCCUAAAUGUAAUCACAUUUAGUCAAAGAGCUCAAAUGUGUUUGGCAAAUCAUCACAUUUUGGUUCAUCUGCACAGAGCAGGUAACGUGGAGGUGCAGAGGUCAAGCAGAAGGUUUUGACCCGAGUUCCUGGGUUGUUUUUCUGACCUGUGCAGCAAAUGAGCUACAGUGUUUUUAAGUGUGAACACAGCAGACCCCGCAAUUUUCUGGGACUGAAAGCAUUGGUGAACGCAUUGCUGAGCAUUCUGGCAUCUUGUACCAAGCAAUUUUCUGGGAACUAUGUGUGAAUGGGGCUUAACAUAUUUAUAGUGGAGCUGAUUCUGUCUUUCUUGACAGUGUACUAAGUCAAAUAUUAGAAUUUGUGCAGUUGGUAGAAUGGCAUCCAAGUGAGCUUUGGUCUAAUGGACUUUGUCAGACACUGGUGUACUCUGAACCUAAAGUCAACAUUGUCCCACAUUGCACAUCCUCCCAGAGAGUACAAAACCUGUCCCACACUACAUGUCCUCCCAGAGAGUACAAAACACUGUCCCACACUACAAGUCCUCCCAGAGAGUACAAAACCUGUCCCACACUACAUGUCCUCCCAGAGAGUACAAAACACUGUCCCACACUACAUGUCCUCCCAGAGAGUACAAAACACUGGACUUUGUUUGAGCUAAAUAAAAUAAUUUUGUUGUGUGUUUUAAGAGUUUUGAGAACCUAUCUCUAUGAAUAAAAUUGAUAUGUCAUUAACGAGAAAAAUAAUUAACAAUACCUGUGCUCCAAUUCACAAUGUAUAUGUACAGUGGUGGACUAAUACAAUUAUGAACACAUUUUAUUUAUUAAAAUAUGGCAUGAAAAACACAAAA
Molecule: messenger RNA, 3483 nt
Organism: Periophthalmus magnuspinnatus
Lineage: Eukaryota; Metazoa; Chordata; Actinopteri; Gobiiformes; Gobiidae
Gene: nr1h4
Product: nuclear receptor subfamily 1, group H, member 4
Exons: 10
Coding region: 243-1709 (488 amino acids)
Biological process (GO): negative regulation of transcription by RNA polymerase II; cell differentiation; positive regulation of transcription by RNA polymerase II
Molecular function (GO): bile acid binding; RNA polymerase II cis-regulatory region sequence-specific DNA binding; nuclear receptor activity
Source: RefSeq, a predicted model, not a curated record